UAACAAUAUCGGUUGUAGAAAGUCGUCAUCUGAUGCAAUCGCUUAGGAGCCAUACCUGUCGUCGGACAGCUUUGUCGAGGAGUCCAAAGCUUCAAGCGAUGGGCUUAUUCGGCUUCAAUAACGUUUUUAGCUUUUUUGGUAAACCCGAAGGAUGCAAGCUUGCUGCAAAGGAAGCACCCGCAGGGUUGAAGCUUGCGACGUUCGCAGGUGGAUGCUUCUGGGGCCUGGAGCUAGCCUACCAGCGAGUGCCGGGCGUCAUCUCCACCACCGUGGGCUAUACGGGCGGCUCAGAUCCGGCGCCCAACUACGACUCGGUGUGCAGCGGUCGCACGGGGCACGCAGAGGCUGUGCAGUGUACCUACGACCCCAAAGAGUGCACUUACGAGCAGCUGCUAGACACGUUCUUUGCGCGAGUGGAUCCAACCACUUCCAACCGUCAGGGCAACGACUGGGGCACACAGUACCGGUCAGCCAUUUACUUCCAUGAUGAGGAACAACGGCAGGCGGCAGCAGCACGCAUGGCAAUCCUCAGCGACCAGCUGAAGGCAGGUGCGGCCCCUGCACGGUGGCUGGGCAACCGGCUGGUGGUGGAGCUCCAGCCCGCGGGGGACUACUUCAUCGCAGAGGAUUAUCAUCAACAGUAUCUCUCUAGAGGAGGUCGUUUUGGCAACGCUCAGUCUGCGGCGAAGGGCUGCAAAGAUCCCAUCCGUUGUUACGGUUAACACGUUGCGCUGAAGAAGAUGCACAACUUCUGAUUCACAUUCUGAAAGCCUCGGAGAUGCAUUUGC
Volvox carteri f. nagariensis is the source of this 788-nucleotide messenger RNA. RefSeq lists its product as uncharacterized. The record is from RefSeq and is a predicted model, not a curated record. The transcript has 3 exons. Gene Ontology annotation, biological process: cellular response to oxidative stress. Bases 33 to 722 code for a protein of 229 amino acids. Lineage: Eukaryota; Viridiplantae; Chlorophyta; Chlorophyceae; Chlamydomonadales; Volvocaceae. Gene Ontology annotation, cellular component: cytoplasm. Gene Ontology annotation, molecular function: peptide-methionine (S)-S-oxide reductase activity.